UAGCUUUCAGAAUACACUAAGCCAGCUUUCAAGCCUCUUGGAUGCCAUCUCAGGAGGAAGCAAUUUGCCUUCAACUGCUGGCUCUCACACCUGCCCAUCAACCCUGAUGGGACAGCUUCCUGCCCACAUGCUAAAUGAACAGCAUUAGUCUGUUAGCAGGAGAGCACUUGGAAAGAGCAUGAGGUGAGUUUCCCAUGGGUGUUCCAGAAAUCAGGGUCAGAACAAGAGUAACAGACCAGCAUACAGGAAAGCAAAAGGCCAAAAUUCCCUAAGCCUGAAACAUCAUAUUUGGUGGUCUUGUGGCUUUAGUUUGGGGUCCUGGCUAGGUCAAACCUGGUGGUCCCCUGCAGUUCUGCAAGAACCUCUCACAGCCCAAACUUGGAAGAAGUCCCCUUCAAGAUGGCUGCUGGCAGGUAGACAGGUGAGCUCUCCAGUCAGCACACCCACCUGUGUCCAGAGCCUCCUUCAGCUCCCAGCAGGCUUUCUCAAGGGUUGGUAGUCUGAACAUUCCCUCCGUCCAUGGUCCUUCCACAUAUGACAUAGUGAGGAGAUGGUGCAUGAAACACUGGCAGGGCUGGGUGAAUGGCAGCUUUGGUGGCUUUCCUCAGAGACACAAGCAAGUCUGGAUGGAGAGGUAUGCUCUGCCAUCACUGGGCUGGGAUCUACUUGUUGCUCCAAGCAGAUUGCCAUCAAGAUGAAAGCUCAUGAAGCAGCCUAUUUCUGUAGCAUGUUAGAGUGCUGCAAUAAAGACUCCAUCACAUCAUAUUUCAAAUACUCAAUUACUUGUCGGAUAGUAGAAUCUCUACCCUUUCUUCCUGUAUCUAUAUUUUAGUUUACUUAAAAGACAUUUCAGAGCUAUGAAUGUCUGGUCAGAUGAAACAGAUGCAUACCAGAGCCUCCUAUCAAGCCUUAGAGAAGACAAGCAGCAGCAAAGGCAGAAGAAACAUGAAAAAAUCAAGAGACAAUUCACUUGACCCACUAGUAUGUCAAAAAAUACCAACUACACUGAUCUUACAGUACAAUUUCCUAUGGAGAGGAAGUUUUUCCCAAAAUGAAGAACAAGCAGAUUAAGGACCAGACAACAAUAUAACUUAUUUUUAAGAAGAAAGAACUCUGACAAAUGGGUAACCCUUGGGGAGAAGCGUGCACUGCAGAGUGUGCAAACAGAAGGAUUGGGAUCUGCUGCACAUAGUAGUUCUCUUUUUUUAUUGCCAUCUAGAGAGCUUCCUGCCCUUUUUCCAUUUAUAGACUGGUUCCAGAAAAGAUCACACACGAGCACACACCUCAUGAUUUAUCACAUGCGUGGUGGUGUGUUUAUACUGUUAGAUUAACUCUGCAACAAGUGCUGUAAAUAAGCAUUAGCUUUUGAAUUAACCUAAAGCCUGACCAUAAUAACACAUCUUACAUACCCACGAGCUGCACAAAGCUCAUGGAGGCUCUUGGUGCCAACCAGCUCUGUGGGUUGACUGUAGGAGAGCCGUGUAUCACAGAAAUAUCUUGCAAAACAUGGUCUGUAGGACCCCUUGCAAUCCCAUGCAGUUUAUCUGGGUUUGAAUCCUUGUUUUGUUUUGUUUCUCAUUCCUCUUCCUUUCUUUAAAAUAUGGAAAACUGACACAUCUUGCCCCCAGGGUAAGAAAUAUGUCUCUGGUUGGCCACUAGUGACCCGGUCACUGACCAGACAGUCCCUUCCACAUGUUGAACUUCAUCCCCAGCAAUGGUGGCUUGCGACAUGGAGGCAUCACGAAAUCAUUGCUGGGGAGACUGCAUCUCCCACAGACAUGUGGGGGUUCCCCGCAGUCCCAGGGAAGUGCAGAUGAAUAACAUUUCCUUCUUCAUCCUCAGAGGUAUCUGGAGAGCAGCUCUGCAUUAAUGCCACAAUGAGAUUUGCAGCCACUUUCAGUUCUGCAUGCCUCUGAGCAUCCUUUUAGGAGCAAACCCCAACCAAUAAAGUAGUCAAAUACCAGCUUUGCUGGGCUUCUGCCUGACUGACAUCAGCUGCUGUUGCACAAGCGAUUCUCAGAGCUGUUUCAGCAGCAUAUUUUUGCCUCUGGCGAGUAAAGUUCAAGUGGUGCUGUCUUGUUAAACAUUUUUCCCUUCUUUUAAAGCAUUUUUUUUCCAGCUCAGCCACAGAGGACUGACUUUGCUUCACUUAAAAAAAAGUUAAAAUGUAGUAAAUAACUUGAUGUAAAGAAUUUUAUAGAUUUUCACUCCAGGGAAGGCAUUUUGACGGGUCAGAUUUCAAUGAGACAUUAAAAUAUCAUGCUUGUGUGCAUUUUUCUAAAUUGCUGUCGUUACUGUCUGUGCAACAGGUAGUGAAAGCUGAUGCUACAGAGAUUGGUUUUGUACUUUCUCCCAUAAGACUGGCAGAAAAAUUGUCAGUUGUGCUGUUGCUCAUGUUUAAAUCCACACCCUUGAGCUGUGAUUCAGCAAAUUCCCGGACUAACUCUGGUCUGAAACCCGGGUUCCUCCUUGUCCUGUCCUGCCGGGGGUGGAUUUCCCCUAGAAAAGCCAAUGAACAAAAGCUAAUUUAUUUCUGUAUGCAAUGGGGAGGAAACUUGCUCCAGCAUCUCCCCACCUCUUCCUGCAAGACAUUGGUUCUCUUUUGCACUGAUCAUUUCAGGUCGUGAAUAAAAAUGGAAGUUAGCAGCAGCGGAGCUGGGAUAUAGAAAUUGUUUUUUCCAACGGCACUCCCUGGCUCUGAUCCAUACCUCAUAAAUAAUAGCUCUGACCUCAUUUUAGCUACAAAGAGAAGCAAAAGCAAACUGCCUGUCUCUCUUCAGCAAACCUAAGCUGCUGCCUUAGAGAGGCAGAACUGAGCACUCUGUUAUUAACUGACAUUAUUGAGGAAGUAUUCUUGCUUUCUAUUUUUUGGCUGCAAUUUUUUUGCCACGGUUGUGACAGCAUCUUGAUGGGGAAGCUGAUCUCCAAAGGCCGCCACAAAAGAGAUGCUCGAGUUGUCAUGCUGGGGCUUGACUUUGCUGGCAAAUCCACUCUUCUGUACAAACUGAAGAGCGGUCGGGCUGUGGAGACCUGCCCAACAGUGGGCUUCAACGUGGAGUCUCUGCAAACGCCCUGUCGUAUAUCCUUCACCCUCUGGGAUGUUGGUGGACAAGACAACCUGCGGGCAAGCUGGCCUGACUACCUGGAGGACACCAACAUCCUCAUCUUUGUGAUCGACAGCACAGACACGGCCCGUCUGCCCGAAGCGAUGGCAGCGCUGGAGGAAGUGCUGAGCCAGCCCAGCAUGGCUGGUGUCCCUGUCCUCCUCCUGGCCAACAAGCAGGAAGUUCCAGGAGCGCUGGCUCCCGCCGAGCUGGGGGAGAGGCUGCGGUGGGGGCAGCUGGCGCGACGCCGCUGGGUCCUCCAGGGGUGCAGCGCCCACACCGGACAAGGCCUGCAGGAAGCCCUGGCCAUCCUGGGAGAGCUGCUGCGGGGCCCGGAGCAGAGCACUCUGUCCCAGGAGCUGCCCCCUGCAGGGCCGGUGGGGAGAAGGCAAGCUCUGGGACAAACCUGAACCUUGAGUCGACCCUUUCCAGUUGUCGGUGCUCGCAGGUUUGCCACAAGAGGAUCCCAGCCUCCAGGUGACCCCUAAAAUAAACAGACCUGCAGUUGGAACAUGCCACGCUGAAAAACACCCAGCCGCUUGACACCAAAACCUGCCAGGAAGACCGUUGAGCAAAACUCCCACCAUGGACCAUUUUUGGCUCCAUCUCUUGGACUCUCAUUAGCGGCCACAGAUUGUACUGCAGUCACCAGACUCUGCUCAUCCAUCGUGUGUGUGUCCAGUGCUUCAGCAGGAAUGCUUUUUGCCAGAGCAAUAUAAAUUAUACCAGAGAUGUGCACAAGGGACAGAGGGGGUUAUUUUCUUUCCACGUCUCCCAGCCCUGAUGCAGCUAUGCUGAUGGGGUAAUCCCCAUGGGGGGGUAUUGUUUGAACAUGCCCUAUACCGCUUCUUGCUCAGCUCAGAUCACUCAUUCAUCAGCUGGAAAAGCAGCAGCUACUAAAAGGGAAUGGCUAAACUGGAGCAGUGUAAGCGCAGGACUUCGAACAGCCAGCAGCUAAGUGGUUUUAAUGUGGCAUCUACGGGUAUAAUCUUAGAGCCAUGGACAUGAGUCAGUAUUGGUUGGUGUAAUGUGGUUCAAUGAUGUGUAUAUAUAAAUUUCUGCAUUUCUUGGUUUGGGUCUUUCUUUUCCAUUUGUUAUUUUUAUCAAAUACUGAUUUCAUGAAAA
Athene cunicularia (burrowing owl) is the source of this 4229-nucleotide messenger RNA. It is a transcript of the gene ARL11, whose product is annotated as ADP ribosylation factor like GTPase 11. Bases 2909 to 3514 code for a protein of 201 amino acids. The record is from RefSeq and is a predicted model, not a curated record. NCBI's taxonomy places the organism in Eukaryota, Metazoa, Chordata, Aves, Strigiformes, Strigidae. Gene Ontology annotation, cellular component: cytoplasm. The transcript is spliced from 2 exons. Gene Ontology annotation, biological process: intracellular protein transport; vesicle-mediated transport. Gene Ontology annotation, molecular function: GTPase activity; GTP binding.